Zeugodacus cucurbitae (melon fly) is the source of this 2768-nucleotide messenger RNA. RefSeq names its product venom dipeptidyl peptidase 4. The record is from RefSeq and is a predicted model, not a curated record. Gene Ontology annotation, molecular function: serine-type peptidase activity; dipeptidyl-peptidase activity. Gene Ontology annotation, biological process: proteolysis. NCBI's taxonomy places the organism in Eukaryota, Metazoa, Arthropoda, Insecta, Diptera, Tephritidae. The transcript has 8 exons. The coding region runs from base 357 to 2636 and encodes 759 amino acids.
AUUGGAGCUCAGUUGAGCGCUGGCAGUCAAGUGCAGCGGUUGUGUGGUGCGCUUAAGGCUUGUACCGAGUACAAAACGUGAAUAGUGGGUGUCAGUCAACGGCCGGGUUUACUCGCUACCGCUAGUACAGUUGUAUGUAGGCGGGAUUGCUUGCGUGCGACUUGCAUAAUAAUUGAUUUGUUUUUAUUGCUCAUUUACAUGAAAACCAUACAAUAAGAGUUCAGUGACGUGUGCGCGCACUUCAUUUAGUGAUUUAUAUUUUUAUUUUGGGUUAAUUGCAAAAAAAAAAUAAAAAAUUUAUUGCAAACGGCAUAUAAUUAAUUAAAAUUUAUGAUAAAAAAUUGAAAUAUUUUGAAAUGUUUUGGAAAACGAAUUUACUGUUGUUAUUGGCUUUGAUAAGUGCAACGCAGGCGCGUAAUUUGCCACGCUCGGAUGCAACAAGCGAUGCGAAUAAAAAAACACCUUGGGAAUUGACGGAAGCGCUCUCAGCCGGCGGUUCUUUACGUGGUUUCAAUGGAAGUUGGAUUAAUGAUGUCGAAUUUGCGUACAGAGCAGCUGACGGUUACCUCUAUAAAUAUAAUGUGGCCACGCUAAGUCGUGCCUUGAUUUUGCCACCAGCCAUUUUUGAAGUAUACCCACCAGAUCUGACGAUCACUUUCUCCCCAGAUAACACCAAAUUGCUCAUACGUUACGAUGUCGAACAACAGUUUAGGCAUUCAGUGAUUGCUAAAUACUCGUUGCUGGAUAUAGACACGAGGACUGAGACGAAAAUCCAUAAUGGCGAAAAGCUGCAGUUCUGCAGUUGGUCGCCGUCGAAGAAUCGUCUAGCCUACAUCUAUGAAAACAAUGUGCACGUACACUAUGAAGAUGAUACCGAGUUGCAGCUUACUACUGAUGGUAUCACAGGUAUUGUUUACAACGGUAUACCCGAUUGGGUGUACGAGGAGGAGGUACUCUCUAGCGGUAGCGCCAUGUGGUGGUCUAAGGAUGGUACACAUUUGAUCAGCGGCUAUUUCAAUGAUGUCGAUGUGAAGACUUUCAAAUAUCAAGUCUACGAAGAUAAAUAUGUGAACAACUCGUUGCUGGAGUACCAAUAUCCGGUAGAACUCGAUUUGAAGUAUCCCAAGGCGGGCACACCCAAUCCAGUUGUGGGCCUACGUCUAUUCAACAUAGAUACCAAACAAUUAGUGCCCGUGAAUAUUACCGCGCCAGUGGAUGUGGUAACGGCCGAUCAUAUCAUACAAAACGUUGUGUGGAUUGAUAGUGGACGUGUUUUGUUGGUUUGGCUGAACCGUCGUCAGAAUUUGGCUUCGCUGCAGGAAUGCACUGUGACCGGUGUGUGCCGUGAGGUGACACAGUUGAGCGAGCCCUCUGGUUGGAUUAUGAUUAGCACACCAAAGUGUGAGGCCACAUACUGUACAUUCACCUAUUGGAUUGAUGAUUGGCUGCAAGUGUGGAAGUUGGACUUGGCCACAGGCAAGAAUCAAUGGCAAACUCGUGGUAAUAUUACGGUGUUGAAUGCUUACUUCUACGACGAGGCUGCCGAUGAGCUCUACUACCAAGCCACCUUGAAGAAUGAACCCUUCCAAAUGCAUGUCUUCCGCAACAAUGAAUGCUUAAGUUGUGAAUUGCGUGAUCUGGACAAUGACGUGUGUCGCUCUGCUGGCGCCUCCUUCAGUUCCAACCGCACAUAUUACAUUUUGAAUUGUAAUGGACCUGGACCUGCUGUUAUACGUAUUUUUGAGACAAAGACUAAACGUGAACUUUCUGUUUGGGAAGAUAACAACUAUUUCCACAAAAAGUUCGCCAACAAAGAGUUUCCAAAUAAUACUUAUUUGAAUGUACCGCUGGCUGAUGGUUCCUUUGCCGCGGUGAAACUGCAAUUCCCACCUAAUUUGGACAAGUCCAAAAAAUAUCCAAUGAUUGUGAAUGUUUACGGCGGUCCGAACUCAGUGCGCGUCACGAGCGGCUUCGGCACCGGUUACAACUUGUUUGUGACUACAAAUCGCGAGGUCAUCUAUGCGCUCAUCGAUGGACGUGGUACCGGCAAUAAGGGCAAGAAUUUACUAUUCAGCGUCAAUAAUAAUUUGGGCGACUUGGAGGCACAAGAUCAAAUCUAUGUAACCAAAUAUCUGCAGACCCAAUACUCUUUCAUCGAUAGCGAACGUGUCGGCAUUUGGGGUUGGAGUUACGGUGGUUAUAUGACGCUCAAAACACUGGAGUAUGAUGCGAAUAAUGUGUUCCAGUGUGGUGUGAGUGUGGCGCCAGUUACCUCAUGGUUGUACUAUGAUACCAUCUAUACUGAACGUUAUAUGGGCUUGCCAACUGAGGACGAUAAUUUGGAUGGUUAUCUGCAGAGUAGUGUGUUCCGAGAUAUUAGCACUUUCAAUAUUCACGAUCUCCUGCUGAUCCACGGCACAGCCGAUGAUAAUGUGCACUAUCAGAACUCGCUGUUGUUUGCCAAGCAACUGCAAGCUGCCAACAUUUUGUUCGAGGAAAUGUCCUACACCGAUGAAAACCACUCAAUUGGCAGCUUUUUACCUCAUGUCUACAAUACGAUUGACAACUUCUUUAUCAGUUGCCUCAAUUUACAUGUUAAAGAUGACGAUGAGAGCGAUGAUGAGAAGAGUAAUUGAUUUAAAUAUAAGACUGGAUGUUCCAUGACCAGAUUGUUCAUACGAGUAAGCAGCAGAAGUAUUAGUUAGUCAAUAUUUUUCAAUUACUUUUCACAAUAAAAUUUAUUCCAAAGAACUUGGAAGGUUUUGAAA